CACACAGAGACACACACAGCGACACACACACAGAGACACACACAGAGACACACACAGCGACACACACACAGAGACGCUGCUCAGAUCAUUCAUCACUCGUUCAUCAGAGAGGAUGUGUGUGUGCACGACUCGUCCUCUGCUGCUUUCAGCUGUGCUGCUGAUGUCAUGGUGGUGCGUUCAGGGCCUGCGUGUAGACGUGAUUCCCAGGAGGCCUCUGUUGAAGCUCGGGGAGCAAGGGCAGGUGAUGUGUCAGGUUCAGGACUGUCCCGGGAUGCCAAGCGUGUCGUGGUCUCUGCUGGGGGACCGGCCCCUCACCGCCUCCGUCAGCACCAACAGGACGCACUCUGUGGUGACCUUUGACCCCGUGAUGAUGGAGCACGAGGGGGCGCUGCUCUGUAAAGUGGGCUGUGGAGGAGAAAACAGGCAGAGUAAAACAUCAGUGAGAGUUUACUCCUUCCCAUCAGCCCCUGUGAUCAGAGGUCAGGACCGCCUGAAGCUGGGGGCGGAGUCUAUCCUCACCUGUCAGGUGUCUGAAGUUUACCCCCCUGAGCUGCUGACCCUCACCUGGCUCAGAGGAGACACCGUCAUGCAAAGCAUUGUGGGAGAUCCGGGAUCCAACGUGGUCCAGUCAGAGUACAGGUUCAUCCCUCAGGACCAGGACUCAGGUGGGACCCUCACCUGUCAUGCCACGCUGGACCUGCAGGACCUGCCCCCACCCAACCAGACCAGAGACUCCACUGCCAGGCUGAACCUUCUCUAUGCUCCUGUCGUCAUGGUAACCAAGGACUCUGUGUCGGCAAUGGCCGGCUCUCGCCUCAUUCUCAACUGUACAGCGGGGGGAAACCCUGAGCCCUCUCUCACCUGGACCUUCAGCAUGCCACAUGGGGGGACAGAGGUCAAGGGUCAAGGCCAACAGCUGGUCCUGGACCCGGUGAGUCUGUCUGAGUCCGGAUGGUACAACUGUGAGGCCCGAAACACAGAGGGAAACCAGACGGCUGCUGUGGAGGUCAAAGUUCACGCCCCACCCACCAACACCUCCCUCUCAGUGAGUCCAGGUGAGGAGGUCGUGGAAGGUCAACAGGUGACGUUUACCUGUCGCUCAGAGGGAGCUCCGCCCCCCACGCUGGUGUUGAGGAGAGAAGGGGUGGAGCUUAAGAGGAGUGACUCCGCCUCCUCCUCGCUGUCCUUCAGCCUCUCCUCCGCUCAGCUCGGAGACUCCGCCCAUUACCAGUGUGAAUCCACCAACCAGUACGGAUCUGAGCUGGUCAGCGGCUCGCUCACAGUCAGAGCUCACCCUCUGCAGGUGGAGCUGGGGGGUCCGCUCCCUGCAGCAGAGCGGGGUUCAGGUCUGGUCAUCUCCUGCAGAGCCUCUGGGUGUCUCGACCCCCCCACCCUCACCUGGAGGAGGACAGGUGAGGAGGGCGCAGUCCUCCAGAGGACGCAGCAGCAGGACUCGCUGUCCCUGCUCCACCUGCAGGACCUGGACCUUCAGGACCGAGGAGGAUACACCUGUGAGGCCCUGUGUGACUCUGUGAUCAGGACCGCAGACACCUGGGUCCAGGUCUACUGUGAGUCUGACACACCUUCAUAUUUACAGGCUCUGAGUUUCUCAGGGUCUUUGACUGACAUCAGGGAUUUGACCUUUGAACUCUGAACGGAUAAAUACUGGACAAAAAACUG
This is a messenger RNA of Labrus bergylta (ballan wrasse), 1680 nucleotides long. Lineage: Eukaryota; Metazoa; Chordata; Actinopteri; Labriformes; Labridae. The record is from RefSeq and is a predicted model, not a curated record.